Molecule: messenger RNA, 4832 nt
Organism: Homalodisca vitripennis (glassy-winged sharpshooter)
Lineage: Eukaryota; Metazoa; Arthropoda; Insecta; Hemiptera; Cicadellidae
Product: guanine nucleotide-binding protein G(o) subunit alpha-like
Exons: 9
Coding region: 143-1222 (359 amino acids)
Biological process (GO): Rho protein signal transduction; adenylate cyclase-modulating G protein-coupled receptor signaling pathway
Cellular component (GO): heterotrimeric G-protein complex
Molecular function (GO): G protein-coupled receptor binding; G-protein beta/gamma-subunit complex binding; guanyl nucleotide binding
Source: RefSeq, a predicted model, not a curated record
GUAAAUUGAUUACAGGUUAAUUUGUUCAUUUAAUAAGAGAUUGAUACAUUUUUAACUGGAUGACCAGGAACUACAUUGAUUCUGCUUAUGAUUUUAUUCAUUCCGAAAUAAAAAAUAUUUCUUUAAGGAUCUACACAAUGGGAUGGGUGCAUGUCUGACGUUAGACCGGGAGGAAGCCAAGGCUCGUCGCCGAAGUGAGGAGAUUGACAAGCAGUUGUCAGAGUUGGCACGUCAAGAGAGGAAUAUUGUUAAGAUUCUCCUUCUUGGAGCAGGGGAAAGUGGUAAGAGCACGCUAGUGAAGCAGAUGAAGAUCAUUCAUAGUGAUGGCUUCACACGAGACGAGCUUCGCAGCUUCCGGCCAACCGUUAUGGACAACUUACUGUCAUCCAUGAAGUAUGUCCUCAGUGGAAUGGGGCUCUUGCGAAUUAAUCUACAAAGUGCAAAGAACAAGGCUCAUGCCCAGACGAUAUUGAUGGCAAACAGUUGUUUUGACAAGAGCUUCAUGAUGUUGCCGGGAGUUUCAGCUGCACUGCAAGCUCUCUGGCAGGACCGAGGAGUCAGGCUUGCUGUGGCCCGUGGUUAUGAGUACGAGUUGAAUGAUUCAGCCAUCUAUUUAUUCGAGAACAUGGAGAGGAUAUGUGACGAGAAGUAUGUGCCAAGUGCCACUGAUGUUCUGCGAGCCCGGGUUCGGACGAACGGCAUCAUCGAGACACACUUCAAGAUGAACGAUGUCAUUAUCAGCAUGUUUGAUGUGGGAGGGCAACGCUCCCAGAGGCGGAAGUGGAUCUACUGUUUUGAUGAUGUCAAAGCAGUUCUCUUCGUCGUGUCACUGAGCGGUUAUGAUAUGACGUUAAUUGAAGACUCAAGUGUGAACAGGUUAGAAGAGAGUCUAAACCUCUUCUCUCAAAUUGUCAACAAUCGGUUCUUCAGAGAAGCCAGUUUUGUCCUGUUCCUGAACAAGUUUGAUCUGUUCAGAGAAAAGAUCCUAUACUCUGGACGUCACCUGAGGUUUUAUUUUCCGGAUUACAGAGGACCAGACUUUGAUGUGGACCGAGGUGCAUUGUUUAUCCAACAUAAGUUCGCUCUCAGAAACCAGAACUCAGCCAAGGUGUUGUACCCACACUUCACCACUGCUACAGACACUUCCAACAUACAAGUGGUCUUCCAAGUGGUCAUGGACAUGGUCAUACGUCAGAACCUGUCGCAAGUCACCCUGUUAUAGUUGUGGUGAUAUGGAGUGAAACAUUUGGUCUCAAAAAGGACUUUCUCGUCGUUCCUAUGUCACCCAAACGUCUGAUUACCAAAAAUGAUUUUACCCAAAAGCACCAAUAAUUCUAAGGUAAAAGUAGUGCAUAAAAUUAUAGAAACAAUCACGUAUAUUUUGGCUAGAAGGUUAACUUUGUGAAGAUGUUAAAAGUUGUAUAUUUAUUUAUAAAUUUUAUAGCACUUUUUCAUCUAUUUAUUUAUUACUAUUGAGUGUUACAGUGUAACACUUGUUUACUUAGUUAUAGCAUCGGUAUUAACUAUAUUUGUUUAUUUGGUUUGUACACACCCCAUGACAUAGUAUAUUUAUCAAUAUUUGUGUAGUUAUUUAUAGUAGAUUCAUUUGAAAACUUUGCCAAGUGUCAAUAAUAUUGUUGAGAAACCCUGCGAUCAAAAUAAUAAUAUGAUAGUGUUUGCUUUUUUCUUUUUAUUAUUAAGCAUUCUAUUCUUACUGUUAUUGUAAAUUAAGUAAGGAGGAAGCACUGUAAUGGUGAUUAGAGAAAAAGUCUGGUUGUAUAUGUUUAUCUGAAUGAACAAUAUCUUUGUUACUUGUCAAGUGCCUUUCAAGUAUGGUUAUUUUUAAAAUUUAGUGUAUAUAGAUGAAUAUUCCACAAGCCCUGUUGUAUAGCAUUUUACACACACACACACAGGUGUGUGCGUGCGCACAUGCACACACACUUGAACAAGGGUGAUUUUGUGUUCUGGGGUCAUGUUCGGUAAAUUUAUGCAGACAUUUUUGGUAAGUGUUGCCAUGAAUUACGAUAAGGUGAUUUUGUAUACAAAAUCUACCAUAAAUGUUGGGAAUAGUUGUAACUUACCAGCCUUCUUGAUCCCCUCUGAAGGCUUAAUGAAUUUGAGAGAAAAUUGUGUUUUAAAAUGUUGUGGCAAAACUCUCAAAGAUUGGGAAUUAUGUUACGAACAAUGUAUUUGACUUUUUUAUGUAAUUGUAUUAUAAUGGUCGAAUCUGAAUGGAGUUUGUGGAGUAUGUAUUUCAUUGUUGUAAUGAAAUACAUAACAAUGUUACUAUAACAAUCACCACUGAAACACACCAUUCCAAACCAUUCAGAACCAACUUAGUUGAUUUAAAUAUCAAAAUAUUUUUUCUAAAGUGUGUAUUACAAAGUUUUGUUCACACUUUUGGAUAUACAGUUUAACAAUUUAUUUAUAUAUACUGGGGCCAUUCUGAAAGUAACCUCCAGUUUGAAAUAGAUACAAAUGUUUUAAUUAUACUUCUUAAAACUACAUCUUAUGUUUCUUCGUCAUAAUUUUGAUAUAAAUUAAAACACUUAUAUCUGUGUACCAACUUAGACAUACCUUCUGCGUACAAAUCUGUUACCUAUGCCUUAAACCAAUCAGAGACUGCAUCUCAGAGUUGUUAAAAAAAAAAACAGCCAUUUCUUCAAGUGCGUGUAUAGGUCACUGAGAACCAAAUCUAGGCUGUUUGGAAAAUUACAAAAUUUCUCAUUUGAAUUGUCCAAUACAGCCUUUGAUUUCCUUAGCACUAUGGGCAUUACUCCUGAUGACAGUAGUAGACCUUGGCGUUUAUUCUGGAUUGCCUUUCGUAGGUUUUUGAAAGUUUCAAGACAUGAGUACCAUUGAUAUUUGACUUAAGUUCUACAAAUUUCACAGUUUCAGAAUCCCAAGACACAGUUGCCAUCAAUUUGUGCCAGAAAAAGCCUGCCAGGCUUUUGUGGCAUAUGUUUAUGACCAUUUGCAGUUUACACAUUUAAUUGUUCUUUGUUCAACUGUUUUUGAAAAGUCAAACCCAUUUCCGAACAAUUCCUUCACUCAUUACUUUCGGUCCAUAUACAGUCAAAGUUUUUUCUGAAUUUCUGCUGCUGGAUGCUGCUUGGCUGUGAAAAACUCUAUGAAACCAACUGACCAGACCAGAUAUUAGAGUAGAAUUCAAUCCUUAGAAAUAUCUAAAUUUAGACUAAAAAUCUGAACUGCCAACAAAAGUCAUGACAAGCAUGUAAUGUUUGAGUUAAUGUUUGAAGUUUUCAUGUGACGUGACGUGUGCCAGAAAUGAGCAGGAGAGACAUCUACUCAUAAAACUUAAUUUUGUAGGUAUUUAUAGAUUUAGAACAAAAUAUAAAGAACUGUUUUUCUUAUUAGUAAUAUUACAUCUUUAUCAUUAUUUAUCUUAUCAGUUGUAUGCCAUCAUUAUCAAGAUGUCAAGAUGUAAUAAAUUUGCUCUUAAAACAAAAAUAUUGGUAAAGGAUCUUGAGAUUUAGUUUAUCGACCAAUAUAUGCAUGCAACAAACAGUGAUAUAGAAAUAAUCAUAUUUUUAAUGGAGGGUUUAGUAAUUUUGCAUUAAAAUGUAAAUAGUUUUCCCUGGAAUCAACAAUUUAUAUUUAAUUUAAUGCGUUUGAAAUUUACUGCAGUUUUUCAUUUCAUUAUGGAUUCCUGCACAAAUCAUUUCAGACUACAGUUGAUCGGCAAAAUGGCUAAAAAUUCAAAUUUUUUAUGUUAAUUCGAGAACUUAACAUAUAUUCUUCGUACCUUUCUGGUUCAGAGAUCUUCUCUAAAUUUUGAAAUACUAUUAAGAACUUAUUGAUAAAUAAUGUUUAUGUUCUGUUAAAGAUUGAUUAGAAGAGAAUUGUUAUAUUCUGUUAAAGAUUGUUUAGAAGAGAAUUGUUUCAACUGCAAUUUAAGAUCCUUAUUAUUAAGUGCUACAUUUCUUGGUUUGUGCUUUUUUUUAUAAUUUUAAGAGUUGUUAACCAUGCACCUGUUACGACACACAUAAAAAUCUUUACUAAGUUUUGUGCAAUAAAUGACUGAUUGUUAUAAUGAAACAUGAAAUUGCAAUAUAAUAUUUUAAUCAAACUCCACUUUCUUGUGUAAGAUUAGUGAAAAUGUUGGUACACUUUUAUGAAUAUCGAUGACAGGUUUUAAAUUUGUUAUCAAUAGUGUUAUUGUAUUUAAGAGAUAGACAAAAGUUUAUCUUAGUCAGUUUGAAGUCUUAUUUAUUUCUGUUUUAGACAUUUGAUUAUGUGUAUAAACAUAUUAUUUAUGUAUGAUAUUGUGAUACAUUUGACACCAUUGUAUUUAUUUGUUUGAAAACAGAUUUACCUGAACACAUUACUCUGUGAAAUAUACAAACAUAAAAAUUUAGUACAGUAUCUUACAUUAUCAUUAUCAAUGUAUCAUGUUUAAUAGUGUUGUUUUUGAAUUUCUGAGCUGUAAUUUUGUUAGUAUGCAUAAAAGAAUCAAGGACCUUCACAAAACAUGUGUGUUUUGUCUAUGAGUGUUCCAUUUUUGUAAAUACGUUUUAAUUUUUGUUACUUUCUGUUUUGAAUGUCCAUUUUUGUGAGAGAGUUGUCCAGAGAGUAAAGAUGUUUAGAUCUAAAAAUGUUCUAAUAAGCUUUGCACAAUGAAAUUUUCGAAUGUUAUCAUUAUUUUAUUUGUCUUUAUUAUUAAAAAAAUGUGCUUACCCUGAGGGUACAAAAUGGCUGUGUAGUGAUUAGUCAGAAAUAUCAGAAUUAACCCUUCCCACGCGGCAAACGGAUAUAUCCGUUAGGCCUAAUUUUGACCGAAACGCGGUAAACGGAUAUAUCCUUCAAAGUCU